GCAACUGGAAAGCACUGAGCCAGCUGACUGACGUCUGCUGCUUGGUUCGCCCAACGCUUGGACAAUCCCUUCUUUCCGUUUUCUGCACGGUCGCGACUCCCUCGUUCCCGCGCUGCACCGCCGCCCUCCGCUCGCUCAUACCGUUAAUUUCUUGGUUCCUUGGUUCUCGUCGCCAAUUGCACGCGACUGUCUCGUCAGCCUACGCUCGCUUAAAUCCUCCGCGGCUCUCACUACACACUGGUUCGAGAUGACGUCGCAAAGGAACACCAGCGCCGCCACGCCUGCCAACCGCUCUGCUACUACGAACAAGCGGUUCGAGCUCCCCGCACUUGAGUUCAAAUUUGGCUCUUUGACCGACGGAACCGACAUUCCCCCGCCCCUACCGUCGCCGGUUCAGGAGGAUCCCGUCGCGGCGACGCCGCCCGACACGCCAGAGCUCGAGAAGGAGCAACAAGAGGGGGCCUCGGCGACGAAUGGCAAACCGGACACGGCGUCGUCGCCCAACUCGCAGCCGGCGAGUGCUUCACCCACGGGCACCAAACGGCGCGCUGAAGACGGCCCUGCGUCUCCGACCCUCUCGAACCGGCCCGGCAGCAUCCGCCGCCUGUUCAGUCGCGGCCUGUUGAACACGGCAUACGCCAACGGGGACGGCGCGGGCCAGCAGGGCGGACGGCCCCCAAGUCGCGGCGCGGGCAGCGUCACCGACUCGCGUCGGGCCAAGCGGUCGAGCGGCUGGUUCGGCCGGUUACUCACCAACGAGGGGGUCGCGAACAAGGCCGCGGUGCCCCUCUCGCCUCCCGCCACGGACGACAAAAAGCCGACGGGCCCGCCGCCACCCCAGAUCCCCGAGCUGAGCGAGCUGAACUCGAAGCUGGGCAUCCCUAAUGACAGUGGCUUUGGGACCGACUUGUUCAAGGAUAUAAACGGGGAGUGUUGUGGAGGUGCAGACGCAAGAUACCCAGCUCUUUCUUUUUUCUCUCUUCCUUAUCCAUACCUCACGAGAACGUCCACAUUUUCUUCUGACGAAGGUUUCUUUUUGGUGCGUUUCACCACGUAUGCUCUGUGGCUGUUGUGGUGCCCGCAAUGUUUCUCAUGUUUUUGAACCGAAAGCGCGUGGAAAAACGCCGGGUCUGCCCGCCUUUUUUUGUUUGCUCUUCCUGUUGGCUUUGACAAUACUGGGGCGUGGUGUGACCACAAGCGAUCUUGUCCCGACAUCUUCGUCCUGUACACUCAUCCCACAAAAGGGAAAACUUGGCCGGUCGGCUACUCUGACUUAUUGUUACACACAUAACUAUAAUCUUGCGUCUGGGGGAGGAAACGAAGGGGGGAUACUGGGGGAUGAGGCAGAGCGACGAGACUGGGAAGGGGACACUGUUGUUGACCCCUUGUUACGCAGCACUCAAGUUAUGACUGACUACCUCCCUACUACAUACUUCCAAGUUACGGCUGGUUUCUUUCGUGUUAUUUGAGCUUAGCUGCAUCUGCGGCUAGUAAAAAAAAAAAUGGCGAUCUGCUCAUAGUUGGGCUUGAAAUAUAACAUGUCUGCGUUGUUCUUCCGCCAGAGCAUGCUCUCGGAUACGCGAAUGGCGGGACAGUGGUGGAAGUUGGGAGGCUUACGUGAGUGACGGGCC
Messenger RNA from Thermothielavioides terrestris NRRL 8126, 1631 nucleotides. RefSeq lists its product as uncharacterized. NCBI's taxonomy places the organism in Eukaryota, Fungi, Ascomycota, Sordariomycetes, Sordariales, Chaetomiaceae. The transcript has 2 exons. The coding region runs from base 248 to 1102 and encodes 284 amino acids. The record is from RefSeq and is a predicted model, not a curated record.